This is a messenger RNA of Caenorhabditis angaria, 1633 nucleotides long. Lineage: Eukaryota; Metazoa; Nematoda; Chromadorea; Rhabditida; Rhabditidae. The record is from the annotation of a GenBank genome assembly.
AUGGAUAAUCUUGAUUCAUCAACAGUUGCCAUAAUAAUCUCUCUAUCUUUAGGUCUUGUUACCAUCGCAGUGUUUUUAUUUUUGAAAUUUUUUUCUGCAAAAAAAGACACUGUUUUAUUGGCCGGUUUGUCGAAUUCGGGAAAAACGACUAUUUUUACACAACUUGUUAGCAAAUCGAAUAAUAUUCCACAAACUUAUACAUCGAUGCAAGAAAAUACGAUUCAUUUGAAUAUUAAGGGAAAUGUUUUGAAGGUGAGCAACUUUUAUUUUUAGACAAUAUUCAGGUCAAAUUUCAAUUUUAGAUUUGAAAAAACAUUUUCCAGAUCACCGAUUACCCAGGGAAUGAUCGUCUUCGCCAAAAACUCCUCUCAACAAUCCGUCAAUCCUCCAUUCGCAAAAUUGUCUACGUCAUCGAUGCGGCAACAUUUUCAAAAGAAUCUCGUGAUGUUGCAGAAUUAUUAUACGAUAUUUUACUCGAAAAUCAAAAGAAUCAUGUUCCAAUUCUUGUCGCCUGUCACAAACAAGAUCAUUCUCUUUCAAAAACCGACAAAGUUAUUCAAAAUAGUUUGGAAAAAGAGAUUGGAUUGAUCAAUAAAUCAAGAUCAGCUGCUUUGAUUGGAACUGAUGGAAGUGAAGCAAGAAGAUCGACUUUGACAAACACUGGAACUGAUUUUAAGUGGGACGAUUUGAAAAGGUAGAUUUUUGGGUUCCAGAAUGAUACAAGGGAUUGAGAAUUUUAUUUUUAUUUUUCAAAACUAGUCAAUGUUAGAAAAUUUUGGAACAGUGAAUUUUUGAAUUGACAAACAAAAAUUGAACGUUUCUUUCUUGAUUCUCAGUGGGUUUUAUUUCUUAUUUUGAAAUGAACUAGCAACAUUACGGAUACUAUUUUUCGAAUUGAAAUAUUUUUGAAACGUAUUUUUCCGAUUUUUUCAAGUCUUGGUAAAAUAACCUUUGGAGUACACAGAGUGUAAUUUACUACCCGAAAAAUUUCGCGCAUUUUUUGAGACCUAACACGAUCUUAGGGGUGGGACUAAAAUCGACGAAAUUCAGCGCAAAACCGAGAGAUUUAGAGAAAAAAUAUUUUUGAUCUAGCCAAAAAUUAAUGAAAAAUUUGAGGUCUACCGAUUUGAGGUAGUAAAUUACACCCUGUGAGUAUUAUUUGUAAAAAAAAUUAAAACAUAUAUUGUAUAGCUUUUGAAACAGUGAACUUUUUGAAAUAACUAAAACUAAAAUAAAAAAUUUGGCACCCCUUGAAUUUCAUAAUUUUUCCGAAUUUCCGAUAAAGUACUAUGAAAUUUAGAAUGAUUUUAAAUACGAUCCCAAAUUUCUGUGAGCCUAUUUUUGAGUGCUUUUUUCAUUCGUUUUGAAUUUUUUAUUUUCAAAUAUGAAUAUGAAUAUUCGUGAUUUUUCACAAAAACAAAACAACAAAAACCCUACGCAAAUACCGUAUUCCAUACAUGUCCUUUAAAAAGCACAAUACAAUUUCGAAUUAUUUUUAGAGUAUUUUCAAAGUUACCCUCUUAUUUUCCUCUCAAAAAUGAGAAUUUCCAGACAAAACAUCUCGUUCAAAUUGACAUCAUCAAGAAGCGACGAUUUCGGAAUUGACGCAAUUUCUUCAUUCGUCAAAAACUAG